This is a messenger RNA of Myxocyprinus asiaticus (Chinese sucker), 2470 nucleotides long. It is a transcript of the gene cblc, whose product is annotated as Cbl proto-oncogene C, E3 ubiquitin protein ligase. Gene Ontology annotation, molecular function: phosphotyrosine residue binding; calcium ion binding; receptor tyrosine kinase binding. The transcript has 14 exons. The record is from RefSeq and is a predicted model, not a curated record. The coding region runs from base 409 to 2163 and encodes 584 amino acids. Lineage: Eukaryota; Metazoa; Chordata; Actinopteri; Cypriniformes; Catostomidae. Gene Ontology annotation, biological process: cell surface receptor signaling pathway; negative regulation of epidermal growth factor-activated receptor activity. Gene Ontology annotation, cellular component: plasma membrane; membrane raft.
CAGACAGACUGAGAGAAGCCACAUGGAUGGGAGAGAUAAUGGCUGAGGAAGAGCACUAAAUGUCAAGAAUGUAAGAAUGGGUGGAGUGACGGGAGGCUGGUAGAACAGAGAGCAGAUCUUGGCAAUUGCGAAAAAAAGCAUCUCAUCGCUUCUUACCACUGGAUCUGACUUCGGGACCUGCAUAUGGAUAACAUUCAAGUUUUGGGGUGGUGAUCAUCAUCAAUGUGCACAUACAUACAAGAGGACAUCUGCAUCACCUACACUUCUUUAAUUGUGUGAAGGAAGUGAGUUAUAUCAACACUAUCUUAGAUGACUGUUGAUUCAGACCUUUAAGACUAUCACUCCACGUGUUUAUUGGGUGCUUGAGGCCAGUCUAUGCACUUACUAAGCGUUUCUAUUUGAGCAUCUAUGAUGGCAACGGCUAGAAGUUUGGAGACCAGUUCUCAUUCUGUGUCCCAGUCCCCCACCAGCACUGACCGUAAACUUGUGGAUAAAGUUCUUAAGAGACUGGAAAAACUGCAUAAACUGUGCACUGACCCAAGGCUGGGUCUAAAAAAUAGCCCACCAUACCUUCCUGAGCUAGUGUCAGAGACUGCAAUUCACCUAACAGAAGUAUGGGCACCCUACAGGGGAACCAUGAUGGCUGUGCCACGAGGGGACGAGGGAGAGUAUCUUAGGGUCCAUAUCCGAAAUUUGCUAGACAAGACAGACAGAGCUACACAUCUAUUCAAGGAGGGCAAGGAGAAGAUGUUUGAAGAAACUUCAAGCUUCAGGAGAAAUCUUACAAAGCUGUCACUUCUGUUCAGCCACAUGUUGUAUGAGCUGCGAACUAUGUUUCCUGGGGGACGUUUUCAGGGCGAUACCUAUAUGGUUACAAAGACAGAGGCUAAAGAGUUCUGGAGGAAAUCCUUUGAACACAAGUGUAUAGUGCAGUGGAACAUUUUUAAACAGCAGUUGAGGAGGGUUCAUUACUUUGAAGAGGGAAUGGAGGCUAUGGCUUUGAAGUCCACAAUUGAUCUCACUUGUAACGAUCACAUAUCCAUCUUUGAGUUUGAUAUUUUCACCAGGCUUUUUCAGCCCUGGUCAACUUUGUUACGGAAUUGGAAUCAACUAGCAGUAACUCACCCUGCAUACAUGGCAUUUCUCACCUAUGACCAGGUGAGGGCCCGACUGGAGCACUACAUACAUCGGCCUGGCAGCUACAUUUUCCGUCUCAGUUGCACACAAAUGGGUCAGUGGGCAAUUGGUCAUGUGACCAAUGAUGGCAGCAUUGUGCAAACCAUUCCCCAGAAUAGACCUCUCUACCAAGCACUCAUUCAAGGUUUCAGGGAGGGCUGCUAUUUGUACCCUGAUGGGCGUGAUGUAAAUCCUGACCUCACCAGCCUGUGCCGUCCAGCUCACAAGGGUCGAGUCAAAGUUACAGAGGAGCAGUAUGAGAUGUAUUGUGAGAUUGGCAGCACGUUUCAGCUAUGCAAAAUCUGUACAGAACGAGACAAGGACACUCGCAUUCAGCCAUGUGGGCAUCUGCUGUGUCAGCCCUGCCUGACUGGCUGGCAGAAGUCAGACGGACACACAUGCCCCUACUGCCGGUGUGACAUAAGAGGCACCGAGUCCAUCCUCAUUGAGCCGUAUCAGCCAGUGAGGAGGGCAAGCCAGAGGGAGGAAGAGGAAGAAGACGAAGAGGAGGAUCAUGAGGAUGUGGAGCUGGUGAUGAAACAACUGGCUUGUAUGAAAAAGAUAUCACAAGAGGAGUACCAAGUGCCCAGAUCCAGCCUUUCACCUCCUCCCCCUCCUCCAAAACACAGUGCACUCUCCCGCUGUCCCUCUCCCAGAAGACACUCCAAAUCGUCUUGCUCAGGCACACAGGCCAUGGCUCAGUCUAGCUUGAAAGCCACACAAAGUUCCUGGUCAGAAAACUUGCUAAGUCAAACUAAAGCCUCCUCAGAUAGUGAGGAACUGACCGAACCCAUCCAUCACUCCACUUCCCUGGCUGGCAGAAAAAGUGGGGUGCCCUGGGAAGGGCCUUCAGUUUCUGUAAAACAGAGGCGGAGAGAGAAAAGAAGGGAGAAGAAAGUAGAAGAGGGUGACAGCGAGGUGGUGGAUUCAGCACUUCUCUCUGGAAGACAUUGUCACGGGGAGACAGAAAGACACACUUCAUUCUGACAGGAGAAAUGUCACCUCAGACUUCAGAUUAAGAGUGUGUAUAUAUUGGCAAGACAAACAAUUGUGAUAUCAACAAGUCUGGACUUGAACUUAUUCAAAUGACAAACAUGUAAAUAUGAUUGUUAUUGAAGUUCAGCUAACCUCUGCAUCAACAAAGCAGAAAACAUCUUAUUGCUCUUGAAUACUGACUCAUUUAAAUUUGUAAUUUUAACACAUUUUAAGUUCUACCUCAUGCAACUAAACAUAAAAGCACUGUCUUUUGAUAGACUGCACCUGAAUAAAUUGUUUUCAAAACAAACAAUGUUUU